Molecule: messenger RNA, 2073 nt
Organism: Perca fluviatilis (European perch)
Lineage: Eukaryota; Metazoa; Chordata; Actinopteri; Perciformes; Percidae
Product: transient receptor potential cation channel subfamily M member 6-like
Biological process (GO): protein tetramerization; protein phosphorylation
Molecular function (GO): ATP binding; protein serine/threonine kinase activity
Source: RefSeq, a predicted model, not a curated record
CAACCAGAUCAACAGGAUCAAGGAACACAGCCGAGAGAGCCGAGGAGAUGGUGAUGAUGAUGGGGGAAGUCUCCGAGAAAGUCCUCUUCAUCCAGGACAGCCUGUCGGAGCUCGACGGUCAGCUCGGUCAACUCCAGGACCUGUCGGUGCUCGCCGUGGACACGCUCACUCUGCUCUCUGCCUCCGACAGCCUCCACCAGGCUCACCUGGCUCAGUGUCGGCCAAUCACGGCGCCCCGCUGCGUCACCGCGUCUCACCGCGUCCUGCCGCACAGCUGGACGCUGCACAGGAGCGGCGCCGACUGUGACGGGCUAGGUACGCGGCGAGCGGUGGCCAAGGCGUGUAAAAGCACACCGCCGUCUUUGCUGAAGUGCUGCACGGCAGCGAUGAGCGGACGGGCUUCCCAGGACGUCGGCGCCAGAGGGAGCAAGGGAGGAAGACAAGGACACGCUGAGGAAGGAGAGGAAGAAGCAAAGCAGGUUUCCCCGUUGGAGCAUCCCGGAGAGAAUUGUCCCGCGGUCUCCAGACCUGCGUUCCUCUCUCACAUCCAUGUUUCGCGGGACCAGACGCCCGUUGAGUCGUGUGCACCGUCCCGCUGUGGCUCCCCUCUGUCCCCCCGAGGCUUGGAGUCGCCCCAUUACAAACACUGGACCUGGGACCCCUACCUGUUCCCCAGCCGGGAGGAAACGUCCAUGGAGGAAGAGGAGGAGGAAGAGGAGGAGGAGGACGAAGAAGAGCAGCGAGAAGAGGAAAGGACACGUGAACACCUGUCCGAUGAAGAGGAGGAGGAGGAGGAAGAGGAGGAGGAGGAGGAGGAAGAGGAGGAAGAGGAGGAAGAAGAGCGAGAAGAGGAGAGGAGGACACGCGAACACGUGUCCGAUGGACAUUUCUCCAGAGCCUCGAGCGCCGCCGGGCUACUGUCCACCUCCCGAGACGCCGUGGUCGCCCCCGAGGGUUUGGUGAAUCCAGCCUUCUCUCAGGACGACGGCCGGACGAUUUCUCGGUCCAGACCUUCCAGCCAAUGGGGAAGGCCGGAGCCGAGGUCGCCCCGGUGGGCUCGGGUGUCCAGAGACCGUCCCUACGGUUACUGCCGGUCCCUGUCGUCCAGCGUGGAGAACGUGGCGUUCUCCGGGGCGCCGCUGAGUCCCACGAGGGGCUCGUUCUCUUCUUUUAACUUCAGUUUUGGGGACGACACUUCGCUGGGAUGCAGCGAGAGCAGAGGGACUACAGAUGAAAAUGAGCUUGUAGCUAUCUCUGAGUGGUCCAAGUCGUCUGACUUCAGUCAGGCUGUAGACGGCCGCGGCAAAAACCAUCACAGGAAGACCGUGAAGAUCCUGGAAAUCAGCCCUGACACGUCCCAUCUGUCUGACGGCUGCUGGAGACGGCGCCGGAGACUCAGAGGAGAAUCCACGUGUUGGUCGGCUUCAACCAGCCUCAGUCAGCUCAAUUUUGAACCAAUGGAUUUGCUGCAGAAGCAGGUGUUUUCCCAUCAGGACGUUUGGAGCCCGACCCACUCGGCGUGGAACAGCUGGGCCAGACCCACGAGCCGCAGGUCCUCUUUGCAGAGUGGGAUUGCCCUUGAAGCGAAGAGCUCCUCAUUCCAGUCCACUGACAAUUUGUAUCCGCACUAUUCAGCGAUGGAGAGAAACAAUCUGAUGCGACUGGCUCACACCAUUCCCUUCACUCCAGUCUCCUUCCUGGGAGGAGAGGAGGUCAGCAUCUACUCGAUGGAGGAAGUGCUGUCUGAAUCCAGCGCGGUGUCGGCGUGGUCGUCCCGCGGCCUGUCCGCCAUGCUGCAGCCGCUCGCCAGCGAGGAGGGCUCUCUGGACGGAGGGCUGCGGCGGGGCUGCAGGGUGCUGUGUACCUGGGCAGAACGCGACGUGCUCAGACCCGGCCUGGUGUACAUGGUCAAAGCCUUCAGGCCCGAGGUGGUUCGGGCCUGGCAGAGGUACUUCCACGGUAGCACGGCGCUGCAGCUGUGUUUAAGGGAGAUCCAGCAGCAGAGAGCAGCUCAGAAGAUGAUGAAAGUGUUCAACGAGGUCAAACCUGAUGAUAUGCACCACUCACCGAGGU